Messenger RNA from Tachysurus vachellii, 809 nucleotides. Its product is annotated as C-type mannose receptor 2-like. NCBI's taxonomy places the organism in Eukaryota, Metazoa, Chordata, Actinopteri, Siluriformes, Bagridae. The record is from RefSeq and is a predicted model, not a curated record. Gene Ontology annotation, molecular function: signaling receptor activity. The coding region runs from base 1 to 738 and encodes 245 amino acids. The transcript has 6 exons.
AUGCAGAAGCUGGGGGUGGAUUGUGACCGUACGAACGAGAUACGAGUGGUGAUUGACGCUCCUGACCACCAAUCAGUAUCGAGCAGGCACUAUUUAGAGCGGGUUGGUUUUGACCCUGGGAUGCGUCAUGUCCGAGCUGGGUUCCCACGGGUGAAAGAUCUUUUUGGUGGUGGUGCUACUUCAACUUGGGUUUGUGUGCUUAGUUGUACGGCUCUCACGUGUCCCCCUCUAACGCACCCACUCCGCUCCCGCCACAUAUAUAUAAAAUAUAUCUUUCUAGAUCUGGCAGUAAAGGGUGCAUUUUCUAAGAACUGCCCAACUGGAUGGACCUCCUAUUCUGGUCGCUGCUACUUGUACAACGCCGCCAAACUGGAUUGGGUUUCUGCAGAGACAUUCUGUCAGAAAUUUGAUGCACACUUGGUCUCAAUACACAGUGAGAAUCAAUAUCAGCAGAUAAAGUCUCUUAUCUGUACUCAUGACCCCGCGCAGAAUCCAACAUACAUCGGCCUCAGUGACUGUCAGAAGCCUUAUAAAUAUUUUUGGUCUGAUGGCACCAAAUUGGCUUUCACCAAGUGGAAUCCAGGACAACCAGAUAAUUAUAACAACAACGAGCGCUGUGUGUACAUGAAUGCUGGUACCCUGAAAACUGGAAUGAUACUCCUUGUGACAACCCCUAUGCCUUUGUGUGUGCCAAGAAAAGUGGCUGAAACGCUUCCUACUGCAUCUCACCAUAUAUAAUACAAUAUUUUUCCUCGUCACUGAUGAAUUUCUAAAAUGACUCCCAUAACUUCAGCAAUAAAAAAUCAAAA